AUGAAUCAAAAACCUGUUUGGGAGGAUAGACAAGUAAAAUUCGAUAUUCCAGCAAUCUACAAAACGUUGCGCAGCGGCGAACGUGUGCUGGAAGUAUUCGACUGCGUAGAGGACACCAAGGGCAACAGCGGAGAUACGGGCCGCCUUCUGGCGACCAACCUGCGCGUGAUAUGGUACUCGGUGACAUCCCAUCGCUUCAGUCUAUCCAUCGGCUACUCCUGUAUACUGACCAUGAACACCAAAACGGUGGUAUCGAAACUACGCGGCACGACCCAAGCCCUGCACAUUCUCGGUGUCGGAAGUAACUCGCGCUUCGAAUUUAUCUUCACGCACAUGCUGGCCAACACGAAACAUUUCGCACCCAUUUUCGACAUCUACCGACUGUACCAGGCUUCGACGGUGUAUCGCGAGCUAAAGCUACGGUCCUCGGUCGUAGUGGCCGGCCAGCUACAGGUCUUGCCGCAAGAACAACUGUUCAACACAAUCAGUGGCGUGUGGAAUCUGUCCAGCGAUCAAGGGAACCUGGGCAUUCUGAUCAUCAGCAACGUGCGCUUGGUGUGGUUUGCCGAGAUGAACAAUAGUUUCAACAUUUCGCUCCCGUACCUGCAGAUUGCCAGUGUACGGAUUCGCGAAUCCAAGUACGGCCCCGCUCUGGUCGUUCAAACACUGGAAACGGGUGGUUCGUAUGUGCUCGGUUUUCGUAUCGAUCCCCCGGAACGGUUGGGCGACGUGUACAAAGAGCUACUUUCGCUGCACAGUGUCUACACGGAAACGCCCGUGUUUGGGGUCGUCUACGAGGCUCCGGUCGACACGGAACGUCCGCCGAGUAAAACGUUCGACGACAUCGAGGAGCUCGAGUCCGGAGCGGGGGGGGAAAUUAAUUCUAAAUUUACUGCCUAUCUCACCGAAACUGACGAUGGGUCGACCGGUAGUGGACGCAAGCCGUUCUAUUGCAAGGAGCUGGGCUUCGCAAUGGAAUCCCUGAAAGAAGGAUACACCGUCAAGGAUCUGUGGGACGUUCUCCCAUCGCAGUAA
Messenger RNA from Anopheles cruzii, 1035 nucleotides. RefSeq names its product Bardet-Biedl syndrome 5 protein homolog (gene BBS5). The transcript has 2 exons. Gene Ontology annotation, cellular component: BBSome; ciliary basal body. Lineage: Eukaryota; Metazoa; Arthropoda; Insecta; Diptera; Culicidae. Gene Ontology annotation, biological process: cilium assembly; intracellular transport. Gene Ontology annotation, molecular function: phosphatidylinositol-3-phosphate binding. The coding region runs from base 1 to 1035 and encodes 344 amino acids. The record is from RefSeq and is a predicted model, not a curated record.